AUGUUCAGUUCACAUCGCAUUACCUGCCUUCGGGCUUUUCUUCUGGCUUUUGCGCUUGGGCCUGUCAAUGCUGCAUCAAUUGACCACAGCGACCUUGUUAUACAUGAUGAUGGAGGCCCCGCGGUUUGGCCCACUCCGCAAGAAAUCACGUUCACGGGCGGAAAGGUAUCGCUCACGGGUAAUGUCACAAUCGUGACGGACAAUUUCAAGGACUCCGCUACGAUCUCUACGGUCAAGGGAGUUGUGGCUGCUGCCGGUGGUGAUGCUGUUCUUGCCUCCAAGCCCAGCAGUAAGGGUACACAGAUUUUUGUUGGCACAGAGGCGGAAGCCGGAGUCGCUGUCGCUGCUGCCAAGGCUCUUGCUGGAGAUUCCGCGAAUGGCCUCGACGCUGACGGCUAUGUUCUUGCAUCUGGCAAGUAUGAGCAACAGCCAAGCAUUGUAAUAAAUGGUGUAGACACCCGCGGCACAUUCUAUGCGGCACAGACUCUUCGUCAACUUCUCGCCGAUGACCAUAUUCCCGGUGUCAAGGUGCGCGACUGGCCGCUCAUGUCUAUCCGUGGCUCGAUCGAGGGUUUCUACGGUGUCCCCUGGUCCCAUGAGGCGCGUCUCGACCAGUUUGAAUUCCACGGAAAGCAUAAAAUGAACACCUAUGUCUACACGCCCAAGUAUGAUCCACUUCUCCGCGCCAAAUGGCGUACUCUUUACAGCGGCGACGAGCUUACCCAGCUCAAGGAACUUGUCCAGACUGCAAAUAUCAAUCAUGUCGACUUCACCUAUGCUCUAUCGCCCGGCCUAGACGUAUGUUACUCAUCUGACGAGGACUUCAACGCUACUGUCACCAAGUUUAACCAGCUGCGUGACUUUGGUAUCAGCAGCUUCUACAUCCCUCUCGAUGAUAUCGCCCUUGAGUUCCAUUGCGAUGCGGACAAGAAGAAGUGGCCGGAAACCGAGAAUGAUGAAUGGGUUGCCGACGCCCAGGCAUUCUAUCUGAACCGUGUACAGACGCAAUACAUUGAGCCAAACGAUCUUGAAGACCUCGAGACCGUCCCGACCGACUACGCCGGCAGUGCACCUACCCCUUACAAGAAAGAAUUCGGCACCAAGCUGAACAAGAAGAUCCGCGUUCAGUGGACUGGCGAAGGAAUAUUCAGCGACAAUAUCACAGUCGAAAGUAUCGUGAGAGCCCACUCGAGCUACGUCACCGACAACCUUUUCCUAUGGGACAACUUCCCAGUCAACGACAACAACCGUGACCGCCUAUUCCUCAACCCGCUCACAAAGCGUGCCGCCGAAUUAUACAAGCGUCUGGUUGGCUUCACCUCGAACCCGAUGAACCAACCAUACGCCUCUAUGAUCGCACUCGCCAACUAUGGAGACUAUACGUGGAACGCGCCAUCGUACAACGCCACCAAGUCUAUGAAUGCAAGCCUAUGGGAGCUUUCAGGGAGUGACACAACCGUUCACAACUCACUUAUCACAUUCACAGACCUCAACCAGAACUGGCCAUAUCAAAGUCCUGAGGUCAAUGCGCCCAAGCUUACCAAGGACAUUACAGCUUUCUGGGCCGGUCGCAGAACCGGUUCCAGUGACGGAACCGAGGCGUUGAAAGAUCGCCUCGCACUCAUCAUCAGCAUCCCCGAUGUUCUCCCCAAAAUGGCCACGAAGGCCUUUGCCACGGACGUGGCACCCUGGACGACUGUCGCUAAGCAGUGGGCAACUGCUUGCAAGCACUUGAUUGCUAUGCUCGAGGCGAUCGAUGACAAAGAUCAUUGUACAGCAGAUGCCGAGUUCAAGUCUGCCAAGAAGUGGGUUGAGAAGACGAAGGCUAAGACUGUCGAUGACCGUAAUGCCGACGGUGAGGACCUUCCUAAGUCGAUCGUCCCGACUACCGGUGACGGGGCGUUUGACAAGUUCCUCACUGAUGCCACGGCUAUCUACAAUGCUAGUAGAUGCCGAUAA
This is a messenger RNA of Penicillium roqueforti, 1959 nucleotides long. RefSeq names its product CAZyme family GH84. The record is from RefSeq and is a predicted model, not a curated record. Bases 1 to 1959 code for a protein of 652 amino acids. NCBI's taxonomy places the organism in Eukaryota, Fungi, Ascomycota, Eurotiomycetes, Eurotiales, Aspergillaceae. The transcript has a single exon.